UAUUAUUAUUUUUUCCUUUUUUUACUUUUGAAAGAUCGUCAAAUUAAUUAUUGAAUAUGAACAAUUUCCCCAUGAUGGCUUACGUUAUACUGUCUAGCACUCGAAUAGUCGAGCGCGCUGUCCUCUGACAGCUCUUGUUAGGUCACUAGGUCAAAGGUCAAGGUCACAGUGACUCGAAAUAGUACAAUGGUUUCAGGAUGAUAACUUACAUUAGGUCAAAGGUCAAGGUCACAGUAACAAAAAACGUAUUCACACAAUGGCUGCCACUACAACUGACAGCCCAUAUGGGGGGCAUGCAUGUUUUACAAAAAGCCCUUGUUAUGUUUAGAGAUUCUUCUACAUUUUGUAAUAGAUGUACACAACUUACACGUUUCUACAUAUUAUUCACUAUUAUUCACUUGUUAAGAUCAGUUUAAUAUUUCAGUUAUUUAUUUAUAAGUCUAUUAUUUGAUACCUGCAUAAGUUAUACAACACAAUAUUCAUGUGUGCAGUGAAUGUACUGCAGCAUUUUAGAAGAAAUCAAAACCAUAUCAGAUUUGUACUUGUUGUUUUGCAAAAAGCAGGCAUAGUGUUUUAUAAUAAAUAUUUGUUUCGUUAUUUAUUUUUGUUAGUGAUUUUGUAUUCAACACCAAUUGUACAAUAUGUAUUUGUUUAGGUUUAAAAUUUCAUAUUGUUAAUGACUUUCUGGUGUAUAUAUUGUAGUAUAGUAAAACUCCAGUGUAUGGUUUCCCCGUGAGAAAUAAUCUGUGUUUUCAAGCUACACGUAUAUUGUUCAAAGUAAAAAUAUUAUUUGUGACGUUAUGUAACUGAAUUUGCAUGAUGAUGUAACACAAAAAUCAUCCCAGUUUAAAACAGUAUUGAAUCACAUGGGGCAUGCUGAGAAUAUAAUAUUUAUUUAAUACUGAUUGUAAUUUGAAUUAUAUUUAAGUAUCGUCUAAUAUAGAGGUUAAAGCAUUUCCAUACGUGACCAGACGGAGAACACCCCGAGACAGAACGAGCACUGCUUGAGAAACUUUGAUCUCUCUUUGAACAGAGAGGUAUUAAGUGACCUUUCUGUGUGGAUAUAUCAGACGUUGAUCAAAAACAUGGAAGCAACUAUACAGCCGUCUAUAGUGCCUGCAGUUCUGGAACACGAGGCCAUCGCUGGAUUGACGGGGAGAAGACUGAGAGGUAGACGUUUUAGUAGAGCACAGGAUACGCCCGAAUACUCACUGGACAGUCUCAUGAAAUAUAUGAACCUGGUCUUAGGGGUGCUCACGCAGCAUGCAGUGGACCAUGAAGUGAUCAAGCAGAUCUUCAGACAGGUCUACUACUUCCUGGGAGCCAGCGCCCUUACCAACCUCCUUCUGAGGAAGGACAUGUGCAACUCGUCCAAGGGAAUGCAAAUCCGAUACAACCUGUCCCACAUGGAGCAGUGGUUGCGUGACAACAAGCUGCAGGAGUCCGGUGCUGGUUCCAGUUUAGAGCCGAUCAUCCACGCCUCCCAGCUGCUGUAUGCCCGUUAGACGGACGCAGACGUAGACAAUGUGUGUGAAAUGUGCUCCAAACUCACAGUAACACAGAUUGUUAAGAGUCUGAAACUCUACACGCCCGUGGAUGUGUUUGAGGAACCUGUUCCAAUCUCGUACAUCCGAAAGAUCGAGCAGAAGUUAAAGGAAAGGGAGAGCACUGAUAACUCGCUCCUCAUGGACCUCAAAUACUCAUACUCAGUUACCUUCCCUUUCAACGCUUCUAGUAUCGCCCUGGAGACCAUUAAAGUGCCACAACAGCUUAAUAUAGCAAAACUGGUUGUAAGGUGUUAGCUGUAGCCUGGGUACACUCCUUGGGCAACUUUUUAUUGUAUUAAAUGUAUAUUAUAUUCUGCCAAACGUCACAACAUUUUUAAGUUUCUACAAAUGUAACGUACUAAUGGAUAUGGUGUUCGGUGUAUUUUUAUGUUUAGAGAUUCUUCUACCUGUUUUACUAAAUGUUAUCAUCUUACGUUUUUCUACAUAUAAUACACUUGUUUCACUGUUUAAGUUCAGUUAAAUAUAUCAGGUAUUUAUUUAUCAGUUUAUUAUUUGAUAGCUGCAUAAGUUAUACAACACAAUAUUCAUGUGUGCAGUGAAUGUACUGCAGCAUUUUAGAAGAAAUCAAAACCAUAUCUGAUUUGUUUAUAAGCAAAUGUUUUGUCAUAGCCAGCUCGUCGUGUCCGUCGUCGUGUCCGUCGUCGUCCGCGUCGUGCUAAAACAUUUUGUUGAGGUUUUGAACAUUGGCUCUAAUAUCAAAGUUCCUCAAUCUACAACUUUGAAACUUCAUAUGUAGCUGCACCUUGAUGAGUUCUACAUUCCACAUCCAUUUUUGGGUCACUAGGUUAAAUGGCAAGGUCACUGUUACCUCUAAAAAGAAUUAUGACAAGCUUUCAUUUAUUCAAACUGCACCUGCUGCCGAGCUAGGAACCCGUUAUGCGGUGCUCUUGUUUGCAAAAAGCAGGCUUAGUGUUUGUAUGCCCCGAAGUAAGGCAUAGAAGGAGGACAUAUAGUGAUCGGACUGUCGGUCUGUAUGUCCGUUUGUCUGUCCGUCAAACUUUGCGUUUAGGUUUUGAAAAAUGCUUAUUACUUCUAUGUCACUUCAGAAAGCAACUUGAUAUUAAGCAUGCAUGUGUAUCUCAUGAAACUGCACAUUUUGAGUGGUGAAAGGUCAAGGUCAUCCUCCAAGGUCAAAGGUCAAGAAAACAAAUCCAAGGGAAGUAUUUAGCUUCAAAGGGAGAUAAUUAUCUGUACCUGCCAAAUGAUAUUUUUGUUUUAUUAAUCAAAGCGGAGAAGUAUUGUGUGGGGGCAUUGUGUUUCUGACAAACACAUCUCUUGUUUGUAAUAACAUUUGUUAAUGUAAUCUAUUUUUGUUAGUAAUUUUGUAUUCAACACCAAAUGAACAAUGUGUAUUUGUUUAGGUUUAAAAUUCCAUAUUGUUUAUGACUUUCCAGUGGGUGUUUAUAUUUUAGUAUAGUAAAACUCAAGUGUAUGGUUUCCCCAUGAUACAUAAUAUGUAUGUUCAAGGUACACAUAUGUUGUUCAAAGUGAAGAUAUUAUUUGUGACGCUAUCUAACUGAACUUUCAUGAUUCAUGAGACAUGCUGAGCAUAUCCUAUAUUUAUUUAAUACUGAUUAUAAUUAAAAUUAUAUUACAUUAUCGUCUUAUAUAGAGUCUAAAGCAUUUCCAUACAUGACCUGGCCAUAUAUGGUCAAUGAUUGCCUACUAGUCAAGCAUGUCAUUAUGUGUUGAAUAUAUGGCAGUGUGGCAUGUCCUAUAGCAAGCAUCUAUUCCAAAAUAUUUAAUUAAUUUAAAUACAUGUAGUACAUUCUUUGAUGAAAUAUCUUAUUGCUCACCAAGCCGCAUGUGAGAAUCAUGACAUACAUUUACUUAUGAAUGGUUUGUUCCCAUCAUCUAUUAGUACAUUUUCUAGCAAGUGUAUCACUUAGAAAGGUUGAUAUUUUAUGUCACAUUUCGAUUAUCAAUCAUUCCAGAUGUAUUGAAAUACAAAUCUGAAAUAUAUUGUUAAACUGGGUAAAAUGUGAUGGUCUAGAAGUAAAAUGUAAUAUAAAGUUACACGGAACGGAAUAAAAUCUGAUCUGUGAACAUGCUCUACAAUAUUAACGUUUUUAUACUUUGAUAUGCAUUUAGUAUUGUGUAGAUAAUAAUGAUUUGUUGUGCACCGUGUUUUAGAAUGUUAUGUAUGUUGCUAUUCUGCAGCAUUUGAUAUAUGUAUAGGAAAUGACAAUGUGAACUAUUGGAUGGUGUUACCAACAUAUGAUGUAUAACAUGCAUUGACACCUGUUUUAAAACGUUCCUUAUGUUAUAAAGCCAUUAUGAUAAUUCCUAUCUUAAACUUAUUUUUGAUAAUAUGUUGAAUGUUUUCAGUGACUAACUUUUUAUUCACUGACACAUUUGGUAUAGUUAUGUUUUCCUAAUGGCAUUAAAAACGUAUAAUGGCAUGAGAUAUGUGAACACUUUUUUUUAAUUUAUCAGCAAUUUUUGUAGAAAGUUUCUUGUUUCAACAGAGUGAUCAUGGCUCUUACACUUGUGAACACUUUAUACCAUGUUUUUUAUAACUUCAGAAUAAUUAUUAAAAUUCCUAAAAAUUAAAUGCAAUGAUAACUUGUGUUAGUUCCUAUAUACACAGUAUUAAUUUAGUUUGCUGUGAUUGGUGGACCGUUGUCUCAGGUUGCGUUUGUAAGAUAUUUGAAAGGUAAAAGCGACAUUUGUCCUGGUUCCUUCUUUUUUUGAAGAUAUCAACAUGUUUUGUUUUGGUUCCCAGCAUGUUUGUGAUGUUUCAUCAUGUGUUUCAUUUUAAGCUCACCUGUGUGCAAAGUUCACAUGGUAAGCUCUUUGAACAACGUUGUGCACAUCCUGUGUUAUAUGUUAACUGUUCAUCCUAAACGUUUCGGCAGAUUUUCACGAUAUUUUACACAAAUGAUUUUUCAAAGCUGUUCAAAUCGUUCAAGUCAAUUGCAUAUGUAGGUCACUUAAACUUAAAAUGUAAUUAUUUUUAUUCUGAAAUGCAUAGGUUAGGAGUCAUAUAUUUUGUGUGAAAAAACUUUACAGAAUAGCCUUCUAAUGCGUUUGUUCAAAUCAUGCCAUAGGGAUUAAAACUGACCAGGCCCCAGGGUUUACAUGAUUUAUAUAGUUUUCUAUUGUGAACAGCUUAAACAGCUCAGACACCAUAAUGCACAGAGGUUUUCUAUUUGAGAUACAACAUCGUAUGGUAGUCUGUCUCAAAUAUCGUGCAAAUCAUGCCCCUGGAGUCAAAAGCGUCACGCCACGGGGUUCACAUUAUUGUUAGUCUUUUAUUGUGGCAUUAGAUUGAAAGUUUUAUCUUGAAGAACAAUUUCAAGAGGUGUACUAUUGACCACGAAACAUGAUAUAGUUGUCCUUUACAAAGAGUGCUCAAACCAUGUCCCUGGGUUUGAAACUGACAAUGCCCCAUUACACAGGUGGGCGAUCUACGGACAUUUUAGCCCUGUUGUUUAAUUGAUUUUCAAGUUAAAUUUCCUAUACAAAUGUGAUACAAUGUAUGUUAAUUAAAGCAAUCAAAGCCCAUCUAUUGUUAUUGUAUAAAAGUUUGUUAAAACGUUUUGUUGCUUUUGAUUAUAGCAAGAAAUCCAUUGAGUGCCUGAAUGUUCCUGUUUACAAAACAAUAUUAUUAUCACUAGCUUGAGGCUAUGCAUACUUAUGUUAUGGUUAUAAGUGCAGCCGUUCCAUCGUUAAGGAAUAAUUGUAUCCCGUAGUGCCUUUUGCAACUCUACUCCACCAUCCUUUGACACGGUAUAUGCAUAUAUUUGUAUAACACACACGAAUAACGUUAUUUGGAUAUAUGUUAAAUUUUACCGUGUUUUGUCUCUUUUCAAUAUAUAUCAUAUGUUAUGGUUUUGCAAUUACUAUAGCAUUUGUUACGUGUUUAGAGUUAAUGGCAAUAGUUAUACAAAUGCGCAAUGUUGCGUUUUUGUUAAAUAGUAUUGUACAUGUAUUGUACAUUACGCCACAUGCAAAGCCAAGUUUUUAUGUAUUUUUUUUUGCUGGAUUUUGUUUGAAACAGAAUUAAAAUUCGAAUGCUUA
This is a messenger RNA of Dreissena polymorpha, 5591 nucleotides long. RefSeq names its product unconventional myosin-Va-like. The coding region runs from base 1086 to 1505 and encodes 139 amino acids. The record is from RefSeq and is a predicted model, not a curated record. The transcript is spliced from 5 exons. Lineage: Eukaryota; Metazoa; Mollusca; Bivalvia; Myida; Dreissenidae. Gene Ontology annotation, molecular function: GTPase binding.